Molecule: messenger RNA, 1145 nt
Organism: Jatropha curcas
Lineage: Eukaryota; Viridiplantae; Streptophyta; Magnoliopsida; Malpighiales; Euphorbiaceae
Product: syntaxin-121
Biological process (GO): vesicle fusion; intracellular protein transport; exocytosis
Cellular component (GO): plasma membrane; SNARE complex; endomembrane system
Molecular function (GO): SNARE binding; SNAP receptor activity
Source: RefSeq, a predicted model, not a curated record
AAUCUUCUGGGUUUUUCUCUCGAUCGCUUGCACAGCGAAGGAGCACCACCUGACUCAGAAUGUCGGAUACGACGCCAUUCAUUGACAAUAUCAAUCUCGACAAGUUCUUUGAAGACGUCGACUCCGUUACCGACGAGCUAAAAGAGCUGCAGAAGCUCAACGACAGCCUUCAAUCCGCUAAUGAGCAGAGCAAAACUCUACACACCGCCAAUGCCGUCAAAGACUUGCUGCGGCGAAUGGAAGGUGACGUUGCUGAGGCGUUGAAGAAAGCCAAGCUCAUCAAAGUUCAGCUAGAGGAGCUAGACCAAUCCAAUGCGGCUAACCGGAGAUUUCCUGGAUGUGGACCUGGGUCGUCCUCGGAUCGGACCAGGACUUCUGUGGUCAUCGGGUUAAGGAAGAAACUGAAGGAUUCGAUGGAGAGUUUUAAUAGCUUGAGAGAGAAGAUAUCAACAGAAUAUAGAGAUACCGUACAUAGGAGGUAUUAUAUGGUGACAGGAGAAAACCCUGAUGAGAGGACGCUGGAUCGCUUGAUCUCUACAGGGGAGAGUGAGAAUUUUCUCGAGAAAGCAAUCGAAGAGCAAGGAAAAGGAAGGAUUUUGGAUACUAUAAAUGAAAUACAAGAGAGACAUGAUGCAGUACAAGAAAUGGAGAAGUAUCUGAACGAACUGCACAAAGUAUUCUUGGACAUGGCAGUAUUGGCGGAAGGUCAAGGCGAAGAAUUAGAUGACAUUGAAAGCAAUAUGCAGAGAGCCAACUCUUCCAUUCGCGGUGGAACUCAAGAGUUGCAUACAGCAACUGUUUACCAAAAGAAAACUUGGAAAUGGGUUAGCUAUGGCAUCAUUUUUUUGUUAGUCAUAAUCUCGGUGGUGGUGUUGCUCUUUGUGUUGCUGGUGGUCUAGCCGUGGGAGAAUAAUAGUGAGGUGGCGGCGAACCAAACCCAAUAAUCGGAUCAGUUGGUCAGCCGAUUAUUGAUGAGUUAACUUUUUACGAUAAUAGUUUUUCGUUUUAAGAUUAUUGAUUGUGAAAUUUCUUUUAUUUGUGUUCUUGGUUUGUUUGACAAGGUUGAAACAUGAGAUUUAUGUUGCUUAUAACAAAGUAAAUGAGCCAAAGGGAUCUAAUUGAACUUUUUCAAUCAUAUUAGUUUA